GAGUAAGAGAAAGAGAGCGGAUGAAGAAUAGCCGCAGUGCAGGGGUGGCAUUCUGAGCAUCAGGCAUGGGGUCGUAGGUUAAAGAUAACCGGAGAAAAAGGGGCCCUUAAUACGCACCGUUUUGUUCAGAUUGUUCUCAGCACAAUCGAGUGAGUAGUAGAAAGGAAUCAAGGAUUGGGGAAUUCUAGUUUCAGAUUCUUAUAUGCCAACAAUGCGCUCCAGAAAACUCUUCAAUUCCUUUUACCGAACCAUUUCCUCUUCAAGUUUUCCUCCUCCUCCGGUUGUUUCUUCCCGAAGAGUAGUUGUCACUGGGCUAGGCAUGGUGACGCCACUUGGUUGUGGAGUGGACACAACGUGGAAGCGCCUCGUUGGUGGGGAAUGUGGGGUAAGGGCUUUGUCUUUGGAAGACCUCAAGAUGAAUGCUUUUGAUAGGGAAACCCAGUUGAGUACGUUUGAUCAGUUGACAUCCAAGGUUGCUGCUGUUGUUCCUACCGGAACCGAUCCGGGCGAAUUCGACCACCAAAUCUGGCUCAAUUCUAAGGACCAUCGAUCAAUAGCAAGGUUUAUAGCAUAUGCAUUAUGUGCUGCUGAUGAAGCUCUCAAGGAUUCUAAUUGGUUUCCCAUUGAGCAACAAGAUAAGGAAAGAACGGGGGUGUCUAUUGGUGGGGGAACUGGAAGCGUUAGUGACAUCUUGGAUUCUGCACAACUGAUCUGCGAGAAGCGCCUUCGUCGGCUUAGUCCAUUUUUUAUCCCACGGAUAUUGAUCAACAUGGCAUCAGGUCAUGUGAGCAUGAAAUAUGGGUUCCAGGGACCAAAUCAUGCUGCAGUCACUGCCUGCGCCACUGGUUCACAUUCUAUUGGUGAUGCAAUGAGAAUGAUUCAAUUUGGGGAUGCAGAUGUUAUGGUAGCUGGAGGCACAGAGUCCAGCAUUGAUGCAUUAUCAAUUGCAGGAUUCUGCAGGUCUCGAGCUUUGACAACAAAAUAUAAUUCAAGCCCACGAGAAGCAUCCCGGCCAUUUGAUAGUGGUCGAGAUGGAUUUGUGAUAGGUGAAGGUUCUGGAGUCUUGGUCUUGGAGGAAUUUGAGCAUGCAAAAAAUCGAGGAGCCAAAAUCUAUGCAGAGGUUCGAGGCUAUGGGAUGUCAGGUGAUGCAUAUCAUAUUACUCAACCUCCUAGUGAUGGGAGAGGAGCCAUUUUGGCCAUGACUCGUGCUUUAAGACAGUCAGGUUUUCAUCCUUCUGAAGUGGAUUACAUAAAUGCUCAUGCUACAUCUACACCUUUGGGCGAUGCAAUAGAAGCUAAUGCUAUCAAAACCAUGUUCUCUGACCGUGCAAGCUCAUCUGCUUUAGCCCUCUCCUCCACAAAGGGCGCUAUUGGUCAUCUCCUAGGUGCUGCUGGAGCUGUUGAAGCAAUUUUUGCAGUUUUGGCAAUACGGCAUGGAAUUGCUCCACUAACUCUUAAUUUAACUAAGCCUGAUCCUGUGUUCGGUGAUAGUUUCAUGCCAUUGUCUGCUUCAGAAGAAAUGCCAAUUAGAGUUGCUAUAUCAAACUCUUUUGGUUUUGGAGGCACAAAUGCGUCCCUACUUUUUGCUCACACAGGUUCGGACUGAUUUGACAGUUGCAUCUCAUUCCAUUCGCAUUAUUUAACGAGCUGAUUGUGUCAUGGUGAGGAGAGUUUAAUUGCCUAAAGCUCUUGGCAGCGUACAUGUGCUAGAAGUUUAUGCUUUGCCAUGUACAUUUUGAUGCUGCUGUUACUUUUGCUCAUUAGUUUUUGAAUGCUAUUAACUCUUAACUAUUUGGAACACAGCGUUGUUAAAAACUUUGAAUGCCAUUCAUAAAACGUUGAAUCCAAUUACAAAUUUAUGUUUAAAAA
Messenger RNA from Glycine soja, 1869 nucleotides. RefSeq names its product 3-oxoacyl-[acyl-carrier-protein] synthase, mitochondrial-like. Lineage: Eukaryota; Viridiplantae; Streptophyta; Magnoliopsida; Fabales; Fabaceae. The coding region runs from base 203 to 1606 and encodes 467 amino acids. Gene Ontology annotation, biological process: fatty acid biosynthetic process. Gene Ontology annotation, molecular function: 3-oxoacyl-[acyl-carrier-protein] synthase activity. The transcript has 14 exons. The record is from RefSeq and is a predicted model, not a curated record.